CUCAAUGUUUGUUUCGGUUGACUUCUCUUUUCUCUUUUCUAUGGUUGUGUUAACCAGCUCAUCCACUUUGAGCAGCUCAUCCUCAUCAUAAUCUGUGUCAUCAUCAUUCAAUUUUCUCCAGUCCUCUUUUCCAGUAUCAUUGCCAACAUCCAUCUUCUCAGUGCCAUCAACAACUGGCUCACGUGCAUUGUUCAAGUCUCCUAAUAUUUCCUCAUCAGUUUAUUUCACAAGCUCUUCUUCCUGUGAAGAAAAAACAAAUAUAUUGAACGAUGGUCUUUGAGAAUAUAUCUCAUUCUCAGACACUUCAACAUUCUCCUUUUCAACGGUGCCAUCUUCCUCUGUGAUAAGUCUGUAUUUAGACACGCAUUUGAUGCGUGUUCGGGUCGGAUUUUGAUGAUUUUCUUAGCUUUAAGGCGUUGCAAGUCUCAAUUUUGGCUCAAGUUGUGUUUAGCUGGCGUUGGAUCGAGUUUCAUUGCAUUUGAAGUUGAUUUGAAGAAGUUAGAGUCCGGCAAUCGGCGCUUGAGAGGCAUUCGGGAAGGAUUUGAAGGCAUUCGAGAAAGAUUUGGAAGAUUUGGAGGCCACCGGGAGAUUCACGACGAAAUUCUGGUGAAGAAAGAGCAUUUGGAUCGACCUCGUAGGCAUUCAGAAGCAUUCGGAACAAGAAACGAAGAAAAACGAUGAAAAAAAGGUCAGGCACGACCGUGCCCAGGGGAGGCACGAUCGUGCCUGCAUUCAGAAUGAGACGCGGAUACACUGCCAGCCAGACACGAUCGUGUCCAGGGCAGGCACGAUCGUGUCUGCAUCCGAAGCGCGCGUUUGUUCCGCAGGCACGGUCGCAGGCACGAUCGUGCCUGGCACCGUGCCUGGCCGCGAUUUGUCCUAAUUCGACCCGAAUUCGUUGUUUUCUAUAAAUAAGGCCUCCAUACCCACUUUUGAGGGUUAAGAAGUUUGGAGAGAGGCCUAGGGACGAGUUUUACCUGCGUUUUUACGUUGUUUAAUCCAAGAACCUGGGAUUCUUUGUAAGUUCAAUUCUUUAAUUAAUGACAAUUAUUUCUAUUCAUCCCAAUUCUAUUGAUUCUUCAAUUAUGAAUUGUGAGUAGUUUAAUUAGGGAUUUGGGAUUGAUGAAGGGGUUAAUCAUGAUUGAUGGCUAGAUUCUUGUCGGUUUAAUUGCAUGAAUGCCGUUUAAUUUGUGUUUGAAUAAUUUAACUGAUAUCUCUUGUAACCUAGAUGGCCACUAGAAUUACAAUUGCUUAUAGAAUAAAUUAAGAGAGAUCUAAUUUGUUCUAGGACACAUUCACACACACUUAAUCGUUCGCUAAGAGAUUAGUAGCGAUUAAGGGGCCGUAAGCUCGUUCAUUUUGACAAUAAUUUAGGAUCUUGUCGCAUGAGAGAUCAUCCUGGACCCCUAAAUUAUUGUACUCUACGCCGCGAGAGCGGUAAGAACUUAGUAAUGAUUAGCUAGGCUCAAUUAAAUUAAAUUCAUGUGAUUAGGGCCUGUUCUGCCAGAAAUCUGGUUAACCCCAGAAUCAAUUCCUGUUCCCUUUGUCGUUAAUUAAGGAAAACCGAAUCUUUUUACCUGCUUCUUAGCAUUAGUUUUAAUUCAAUCAAUUAACCAAUCUCGCACAAUUGCACUUUUAUUUUAUUUAUUUCUUUUUAAUCGCUAAGUUUAGUUAAUCCCUUUUGUCCGUCCCUGUGGAGACGAUACUCGUACUUUACACCACUUUUCUACAACCAUUUUAAGUGCGAGAAAACACUCAUCAGUUUUUGGCGCCGUUGCCGGGGACGGUGUCGGAUUUAAGGGUUAAUUACUUUUAGCGACUUGUUUUUAGUUUUUCGUAGGAUUUUUGUCUACUAACCUUGCAGGUCAGAUCUGUUUAUGCAUACACGCUCUAAGAAGGGAGAAUCACUAGUCCCUCUUAAUCCUGAGAUCGAGAAGCUAGCUAAGCAGAACCGCAAGGCUUUACGAGAACAGAAAGCUACCAUGGAUCAACCAUCCGCAUCUGGAAUAGCUGGGACGUCUGAGGUCCAAACCACUUCCGGUAAUCUGGAUUUUUAUGUUAAUACCUCUCACCAGUUUUCACAAGAAAAUUCACCUAGAGCUUAUCCGGGGUAUCAAAAUCUCCGUACCCCAUUCUUCCCCCAAAAUCAGUCCACUCCACAACUAAAUCUUCCACCACUCUAUCAGCUCUUUCAAAAUACUUCCAUUGCUCCCGAAACCACUUUUCAAAACCAAACCUAUGGGAUGCAAUGUCUAGGGCAAAACAAUCCAGUCUUUCAGCCCAGACAGAACUAACCGCCAGUCACAAAAAAUCCACCCCCUACUCAGCCACAAAAUCAGCCCUUCCAAACCCAAUAUCAACAAUUCUAUCAACCCCAACCGCAGCCAAAUAUCAUCCGUCCACAACCCAUUAGACCACAACCAGUUCAUCAGCCGAGAUAUCAGGCUCCUCCGUACCACAACUAUGUCCCACAUGACAAUCCGCUCUAUCAAGGAGAGACCAUUGCAGACUUCCUAGCCCCCGAGAUUACAGAGUAUGACAGUAUCCAAGUACCGGGAAUUACUGCACCCCGUUACGAGAUCAAGUCGGCGGUAAUCAAUAUGGUCCUAAAUAAUCAGUUCGGAGGGAGCCCUACGGAAGAUCUAGUGGCACACAUUACCAAAUUUCUGAGGAUGUGCCAGACUUUCAAGAUUCCUGGGCUAGAUGAUGAUCAGGUACGGAUGACGCGUAGAGGUGGUUGGAUAAAAAUCCACAUCACCACAUUCAGACUUGGGAUCAGCUGCACAAGGCCUUCAUAAAAGAAUACUUCCCAACAUCAAAGGCCAUAAAGUUGAAGAAGCAGCUACAGGAAUUCAAGCUAGGUUCUUUGGAGACACUAGCUGAGGCGUGGAAGAGAUUCAAGGUGUUGAGAAGAGAUUGCCCUCAAGGCAAGAUGACUGAUUGUGAGGUUCUAUCUUGUUUCUACAGUGGACUCAACAAUGAAGGAAAGAUGAUGUUUGAUGCUUUGGGAGGUGGAGCUUUUCCUCAAUUGCCAUCUGAGGUUGCGGAAGAAUUAGUGGAGAAGAUUGUGUCUAAUAAUGCUUCAUGGUACAGCUCUCGGGACACACCUCACCAGAAGGCCCCGGGAUUGUACGAGAUCAGUGAGAAUUCUGCCCUUUCUGCAAGGGUAGAUGCUUUGACCAGUUUGAUUCAGAAGCUUGCUACAACUGUGGAAGACAAUCAAAAGAAGACGGAACUUGCUCUCUCGGUGCCCAGUGUGAAUAUGGUAGCCCCCGUUCCUAUUAGUCCCUCUUGUACUAUGUGUGGGGGACUCCAUUCGCCGCAUGAAUGCACGAUGAUGGCACACUCAGCAGCCCCUGGAGUAGAGCAAGUGGAUGCGAUGUAUUAUCAGCGCCAGGGCUACUACAAUCAGCCCUACGGACAGCAGCAGCAAGGGCAAUACGGGAAAGGAAAUCAGCAGCAUUCUAGAAACUUUAAUCAGCCCCAGGUACCUCAAGGCCAACAACAAGCACCUCAGCCGGCGCAAGGAAGCUUUAGAAAAGAGACUGAGCAAAGAUUCUCUAGCUUGGAAGAAACAAUCAAACAAUUAGCACAAAAUCAACUAAGGAUGGAAACUCAAUUGGGGCAGAUCUUUAAGGUUGUAUCUGAGAGGCCUCAGGGAUCCCUCCCCAGUAAUACUGAACCAAACUCACGAGAACAUGUUCAAGCAGUCACCUUGAGGAGCGGAAAAGAGCUGGAACCUGCUGCCACAACAAAGAAGCCCGAUGAAGUUCAAGUUGAACCGGCUGUCCGGGAGGAAGAGAAGGAGAAAGAUGAGGGAAGAGAGGUGGCGGCUACACCAAAACAGUCCGUUCUGGUAAAAAAUUACACCCCACCUCUCCCCUAUCCGGCGCGAUUGACUAGGAAGAACAAUAGUGAUCAGUUUGGUAAGUUUCUGCAUCUCAUGAAACAAGUGCAGAUUAACUUACCAUUCGUGGAUGCACUAGCUCAGAUGCCGAAGUACGCGAAGUUUAUGAAGGAUUUGCUCACGAACAAGAGGAGGCUGGAAGAAGCGUCUACUGUGACGCUUGAUGAGGAGUGCUCAGCUGUGAUACGGACAGAUCUGCCGAAUAAGCUUAAGGAUCCAGGUUCUUUUACUAUUCCCUGCUUUAUAGGAGAUCUUACUUUUGAUAGGGCCCUGACUGAUUUGGGUGCAAGCAUUAAUUUGAUGCCUCUUGUUUUAUAUGAAAAGCUUGCACUCGGUCCACUUAAACCUACACGUAUGUGCAUUCAGUUGGCUGAUCGUUCAGUCAAAUAUCCCCAAGGGAUUAUUGAAGACGUGUUGGUUAAAGUGGACAAAUUUAUUUUUCCGGUGGACUUUGUUAUUUUGGACAUGGAUCAGGAUCGGGAAGUACCAUUGAUUUUGGGCAGACCAUUCUUGGCAACUGCCUGAGCACUUAUUGAUGUUGGAGACGGUAAGCUUGUCCUCCGCGUUGGGGAUGAGUCUGCCACCUUUGACAUGUCCAAAAUAAUGAAGAGGCCCUGUCAAGAUAGUGGUGAGUGUUUUUACAUGGAUGUGGUUGAUUCUUUGGUGGAGGAUUGCAUUCCUAACAUGCUUUCUGAUGAAGCCUUUUUUGAUCUUCUUUUGGAUGAUAGUUUGUCAGCAGAGGAUCUUGAGCUCCUCCCUAGUUUUGAUUGUCUUAUGCUUGGUAAGGAGGAGGACUGAAGUGAUGCUAGUGAUGUGAAGGGGAAGGAAGAUGACUUAGCUAAGGUGGAGAAGGAAGACUGUCAGACUGAUUCUUCUAUUGUUACUCCUUCUCCAUUAAAUCUAAAGUCUCUUCCCUCCCACCUUGAGUAUGCGUUUCUAGAUGAUAGUUCUGACCUCCCUGUUAUUCUUGCAUCCAGGCUUGUGCCAUGCCAAAAAUCUGCAUGUCUUGACUUACUUUGUGAACAAAGGGAAGCUCUAGCCCGGAAACUUUCUGACAUGAAAGGAAUUAGUCCUGUUUUCUGCACUCAUAAAAUUUUGAUGGAAGAUAAUGCUAAACCGGUAGUGCAGCCACAAAGAAAACUGAAUCCUAAUAUGCAGGAGGUGGUCAGAGAGGAAGUCAUCCGUCUGUUAGAUGUAGGAAUUAUUUAUCCAAUUUCAGACAGCCCUUGGGUCAGCCUGACCUAGGUGGUUCCCAAGAAAGGGGGAUGACUGUGGUUAGGAAUGAGAAAGAUGAGUUGAUUGCUACACGUACGGUCACCGGAUGACGGGUUUGCAUUGAUUACCAAAGGUUGAAUGCCGCCACCCGGAAGGACCACUUCCCCCUCCCCUUCAUUGAUCAGAUUUUAGAGAGGUUAGCAGGGCAUAAGUUUUACUGUUUCCUUGACGGGAUGUCGGGAUACUUCCAGAUCCCCAUAGCCCCCGAGGACCAGGAUAAGACCACUUUUAUAUGUCCAUUCGGUACCUUUGCUUAUCGGAAGAUGGCGUUUGGAUUAUGUAAUGCCCCUGCUACCUUUAUGAGAUGCAUGCUUGCUAUUUUUGGGGAUUUCAUUGGGAAGUUUAUGAAGGUUUUCAUGGAUGACUUUUCUGUGUAUGGUGAUACUUUUGAUGAGUGCUUAGAGAAUUUGAAGAAAGUCCUGGUUAGGUGUCGAGAGGUGAAUUUGGUACUUAACUGGGAGAAGUGCCACUUCAUGGUUAGUGAGGGAGUGGUCCUAGGGCAUAAGAUUUCAAGUAGGGGGAUUGAGGUUGAUCCGGCUAAAGUUGAUGUGAUUUCUAAAUUACCCAACCUACUUCGGUCCGUGCCAUUAGGAGUUUUCUAGGCCACGCAGGUUUCUACCGUAGGUUCAUCCAAGACUUUUCUAAGAUAGCCCGACCCAUGACUAAGCUCCUUGAGAAGGACACACCGUUUGACUUCUCAAAGGAGUGUUUAAAGGCUUUUGAGUGUUUGAAGGAGAAACUGGUCAAGGCACCGGUGGUAGUAGCUCCUGACUGGUCUUUGCCUUUUGAGAUUAUGUGUGAUGCUAGUGAUUUUGCAGUAGGAGCCGUUCUUGGGCAGCGUCGAGAGAAACAAUUUCAGCCUAUUUCUUAUGCUUCUAAGACUCUCGAUAGUGCCCAAGAAAAUUACACUACCACCGAGAAAGAAUUGCUUGUUGUUGUAUUUGCUCUUGACAAGUUUCGUCCUUAUCUGAUUUUGUCUAAGGUAGUGAUAUUCUAUGUUGCACGGAUACGGAUACGCCGAUACGCAGAUACGCGGAUACGGGUACGGCGAUACGGCACUUUCAAAAAUUAUAGGAUACGGGUACGGGGGUAUAUUUAUAAAUAAUAAAAAUAUAGGGUAUAAUUUGCAAAUAUAUAUAAUUCAGGGGUUCAUAAAUAAAAUAAUAAUAAUAAUAGUACAAAAAAUUAACUAUUAUAAUAAAGUUUCAAAGAUUAGUCUAAAAAACUAAAGUAUUGAUAUUUUGAUUUAAAUUCAAAUAAUUUUUUUUGUUCUCUAUUUGCAUUUACAUCCAAGUCUUGUUUCAAUUAAAUAUCAUCAAGCAAUGAAAUGUCAAAUUAUAGUAUUCCAUUAUUUUUCAUACUCCCGAAACCAUCUUUAUCAAUGUUCCACAUGUUGUGGUCGCUUGGUUGGCUACUAAAUUUUCGUCAUGUCGUGUAUAAAAUGAGGGGUUAUAGGUUCAGAUACGUGUAUCGGUUCACGGAUACGGAUAUCGGAAGUAUCGGUAUUUUUAAAAUUAAGCCCGAUACUUUUAUUAAAUUACGGAUACGGACCCAAUAAGUACAGGACGGGUAUCGGUGAGUAUCGGAUACGGAUACGUAUCGGAUACGCGGAUACGGCAUCGAAGUGAAGUAUCGGUGCAACAUAGGUGAUAUUCACCGAUCAUUCUGCUCUCAAAUAUUUGAUGCAAAAAGUGGAUGCUAAGCCUAGAUUGAUUCGGUGGAUAUUACUACUCCAGGAGUUUGAUAUUGAGAUUAGGGAUAAGAAAGGGGCUGAGAAUUUAGUGGCUGAUCACUUGAGUAGGUUAGAAAACCCCUUUCUUGAUUCCCUGAGUGAGAGAGAUAUUGAGGGAACUUUUCCUGAUGAGAGACUGUUGAGGAUCGUUGAUGAGGUGCCUUGGUUUUCUGACAUCGCCAACUAUCUUGUUGGGGGUGUUGUUCCUUCUGAUUUUACACCUCAUCAACGAAGGAAAUUCUUUGCUGAUCUGAAGUAUUAUUUCUGGGAGGAACCAUAUUUGUUUCGUAUUUGCGCUGAUCAGGUUGUUAGAAGAUGUGUUCCUCUGAGUGAAGGAGUUGAGAUUCUUAAACAUUGUCACUCCGGACCGACUGGGGGACACUAUUCUUUUAACCGGACAGCUCGUAAGGUGUUGGAAUGUGGUUUCUUCUGGCCCACGUUGUUUAAAGAUGCUCUAACGUUUGUGCAGGAAUGUGACAGGUGUCAACGCACCGGGGCGGUUACCAAGAGGGAUGAGAUGCCCCAGAAAUUUAUAUUGGCUUGUGAGGUAUUUGAUGUUUGGGGCAUUGACUUCAUGGGCAUUGGUUUGUGACAUGCUUUUCAAAAAACCCACAAAAACCACAAAAAAAUGGAUUUUGGCCGGGCACGGUCGUGCCUGGGUAGGCACGAUCGUGUCUGCAAGGGGGAAAAUAACGCGAGCCUACUGCCAGCCAGGCACGAUCGUGUCUGGCUGGAGGCACGAUCGUGCCUGGAACGCGAGAGAAGCGUGCCCACUGCCUGCCAGACACGAUCGUGUUUGGCCUAGGCACGAUCAUGCCUGGGCAAAAUUACCGGACUACCCCCGCAAAUUAAAAAGAAUAACCAGGCCCCUUCCCCCUUCUCUCCACGCGACCAACGAGCAAAUGAAGCACUCCCUCGAUUCUUCUUCUUCCUCGACAACACCGAACAACGACCACCACCACCGGCCGAGACCACCGGUGACCGCCGCAGCUCCGAUCGACCGCCGCACACUCCUCUCCUCUCUCCUCUCUCCUCCCUCAAGGUAUUCUCCUUCUUUAUCAACCUCUUUUUCUCCAUUAAUGGAGGUUGUUCAAGCUUUGAAAAGUCCGAUUUUGCAUGAGCUCGAAUCUUAGGGAUUUUGACUUCUUUGUGUAAAUUGAGGCUUGUAUUGAUGAUAUUGAUGUUCUAUGUUGAUGAAUUUGCCUCUUUUGAUUGAAAUCCCUAAUUUUUGAGCUAAUUUAGCCAAUUUAGGGUUAAUUUUGUUGAAUUAUUGAAAAUUUUGGGGAUUUUGUGCUUGUUGCUUGAAUUAAGGAAUGAAUUAUUGUUUGUGAUGUUGAAACCUUGUUGUUUAGUCAAUUUGAGCAUAAAUCCCCAAUUUUAGGCCAAAAUAUGUCCAAUUUGAGAAUUGAGUUCUUCUCCUAUUCUAAUUGAUUCUUUAAUUCUUUUGGGAGGAACUCCAUUCUACAAACACUGUUGUGAUGAAUAAGCUUUCUUGUGACCUUGUUUAUACCGUGUGUCGUUGGAAAUUUGAACUUUUAUUCAAAGAACUUUUCUUUGUUAAAAAUUCAAACGUUUCAACUAUUCUGGUUAAACUUAGGUUUGUUCUACUAUGAUGAUAUUUUUGCUUGAUUAAUUACUGACGGGGCCAUUGCUGUACUUUGUGAAUUUGUUCUAACAUUUGGAAGCCCCGUUGGAAUUCUUGUUGUGAAUUGUUUUGACAGAUGGCACCAAGGCAGAAACACACUAGAGGUGGAGGUGCCGGCUCUAGCCGAGGCAACACCGGCCGGUACCAGCCGAGGUUCCCGCAACUGCGGGACGAGCUGAAGCAUACGGAGCUGCUGCAGAAGAAUAUGGGCACAUUUUACGUUCCGGAUGCGGACUCACUCACGGCAGCAGGAGUGAGAGAUGACGUGAUGUUCUUAUUGAGACGGGGGUGCUGGAGGCACUUGUUUUUCGGGAUCCGUGACUUGACCUAUCGAGAGAUUACUUGUGAGGUGCUGGCGACGUUCAAGAUGCCGAAGGUCAUACCUAUUGAUGACAACCAUAGGCCCGUCAUUAAGUUUCGGGCAUUCAAGGAGGACCAUGCCAUCUCCAUGGCAGAGAUGCGCUAUCAUUUGGGCUUUACGGGGAUUGAGGAUGACGGUCAGCACGAAGCCUCUUUGACAGACUUUCCACCCGGCGUCAACCGCCAAGCAUUUUGGGAGUCCAUUACGAGAGAUGGCGGGAUUUACAGACCGGAGAUGUCCCCUAGCACCCUACUUUACCCCCACCAGUACCACAUUAUUCACACCCUCCUUUCUUCCACCAUCACCGGCAAGGUCGAGGUUGCCGGUAAGGUCACUCAGACUGACCUCUUCUGCUUGUACUGUAUGAUCCACAACCGCAAGCCCCACAUGGGCUAUCUCAUCGCCAAACUCCUCCACCGCCAGGCCACGAAUCACAUCAAGACCAUCUAUGUUGGCCAUUCAUUACGAGACUGUUGACUGGGAUGGGAUUUGGGGAUCGAUUUCUGAGGAUGGAGGAGAGAUCUAGUUUUGUUGCUUUGACCCGGCUCCCCGAGGUCAACACUGGCGUGGCAAGGAGAAGGACGCAGCCGACAGUAGCAGCAGCAGCAGGAGGAGGACAGCGAGCUGAGGAUGAUGAUGAUGAUGACGAGGACCAUGAGGAUGAUGAUGAUGUGGAGAUGGAGGCAGCUGCCCACGAGAUCCCAUACGAUGCACCCCCCUACGGCACCACCUUUCCCGAUUCUUGGGCGGGGAUGCAUGCGCAUCAGGAUGCUGUGUAUCGACAGCUGUCCGCUGAGCAGCACGAGAGAUUUGAUCAGAUGCGCUUCGAGCAGCAGGACUUCUACAGAGAGAUGAGGGAGGACCAGACACUCCAUUAUUCACAACUCCAGUCUCAGUACACCCGGAUUGAUGAGAGAUUCACUUCUAUGGAGACUAGCUGGAGUUCGUUCUUCGAUGCCUAUCCACCGCCACCCCCUCCCGAGUAUUAGAUUUCAUUAGACUGUCCUCUGCUAGCAUCUGUAUCAUUAUUUUGUUGGAUGACUGUACCGUAAACACCAUCACACUCACACUUUCACUUUUUCACAUUAACUCUCUAUUUUGUGUUUUGCUUUGUGUUCAUGAUGUGUUGCAGCUUAGUGAGAAAUGUGCCGAGCGAUUCAAGACCCAGUUCUGUUCCUGACCGACCAACGCGAUAGGGGAGUUUCCAUGAUUCUUUUUACUCGAUGCGUAAUGUUAACUUGAGUUGUUUUUUAGCACGCGUGACCCUUUCCUCUUUACCCCUAGUACAUAAUGCAUAUUUGGUCAUCGAGGGCGAUGCCAAAGUUUAAGUCUGGGGGAGUGAAUUGGGCAUUCGGGCAGUGGUUGUUACAUGAGAUUUAUUAGAGUUAGCAUGCGCGGGUGUUAGUUGUAUAUUCAGAGGAAAUUCAUGCAAAAGUUUUGAAAAUUUUCCUUUAAACUGUGUCUUUGUGAGCUGGCUAGCGUUUUGACUAUGCUUUUAGAACAUCUUUUAAGUGUUUAGGCUUAAAUUGCUUGCACUAUAAUCUAGUUGAUUGAGAGGAUGAAGACAUUAGUCACACAUUGAAUUUUCCAUUAAUCGUCCACCCCACCUGAAAGAACCCUUUAGGAGAAGCCAUUUUGAGCCUGACCGUUUAUUGUUACCCAAUUAAUUGAGCUCCAAAGCCAAAUGGCCUGUUUCCUUACCCGUGAAUAUUUCUAACUUAGUCUUGAUGUUUAGGGAACUAAGGGAUUAAUUUUCAAAGUUUAGGGAAUUUGUGUAGGAGUCAUUUUUGGCACUGUUCCUAUACCCCAAAUAGGGUAAGAGCAGACACUUUUUAGGAAUAUGAUACUUUCGAGGAUUGCAUUGUAGACAUGGAUUCACUUUGAAAUUAAUGAACUUAAAUUGCUAUUUUUCCUUGGUGAGGCCGAGAUUAGAAUGGGGUAAUGUCUAGUGAGAAUCCGAAAGGUGAAAAAUUAAUAUAGCUAGACCUCUUACUUUUCGAAAAAGAGAAUGGAAGCCCCGGUCAAAAAGCGUAAGAUGAGACUUGGGUAUCUUUCGAAAGAAAUGGCGUUCUCGUGCCAACAUGACAAGGAAAACUAAACAUAAUUAAUGAACUUGGAGGCUAUUGAAAAAUUAGCUUUAGUCCUCCGCGUACUUCAAGUAUACGUCAAAGCACAAAUGUGCCGAGACGGUUUAGCUUAGUUGUACAUCAUGUCUACUCUUUGCAUAGGUUUAAAUGAUUGUUCCUAAUUUGUGGCCUACUGAGUUCCUUAUUCCUAAGAGUAGCCCUGAAAUUCCUAAAUACAUUAAGUCUUUGUUAGAAUAUUCCUAUCUCUCAAAAUAAAGAGACUAUUAUUUUUAUCCAUUCACCGCCACCUUCACAAGUCCUUCUGAUCAGUAGUUAGCUUAUUUGUGUAUGCUGCCAUUAUUUUGAAGAUGUUGUGAAUAAUUGUGUCAAAUAGAUUAGCUUGAGUACAAAGAUGUAGUUUAGGGAAGAAUUUUCUUGGUUUAGAUUGUCUGUCCUGUGAAUAUCCCUUUAACUACGUAUGCAUGCUAACUAUUUUAAAUUCCGUGUGGUGAUUAUCG
This is a messenger RNA of Cuscuta epithymum, 11504 nucleotides long. NCBI's taxonomy places the organism in Eukaryota, Viridiplantae, Streptophyta, Magnoliopsida, Solanales, Convolvulaceae. The record is from the annotation of a GenBank genome assembly.